Penicillium macrosclerotiorum is the source of this 804-nucleotide messenger RNA. Its product is annotated as exosome non-catalytic core subunit SKI6. Gene Ontology annotation, cellular component: cytoplasmic exosome (RNase complex); nucleolus; nuclear exosome (RNase complex). Lineage: Eukaryota; Fungi; Ascomycota; Eurotiomycetes; Eurotiales; Aspergillaceae. The transcript has 2 exons. The record is from RefSeq and is a predicted model, not a curated record. Gene Ontology annotation, biological process: poly(A)-dependent snoRNA 3'-end processing; rRNA catabolic process; nuclear mRNA surveillance. The coding region runs from base 1 to 804 and encodes 267 amino acids.
AUGCCGCUGGAUACCUCAACAACAUACCCUCUCACCCGGCUACGCCUGGAUGGCCGCCGGUGGAAUGAGUUGCGUCUGCUCCAAGCGCAGAUCUCGACGAACCCCGCCAGCUCGGGAUCCGCAUAUCUAUCUAUGGGCAAUACAGCAAUUAUGUGCUCGGUGCAUGGCCCUGCUGAGGGUCGCCGAGGAGAAGCCAGUGGCACUGCAGGCAGUGCGGGUGCUAUCAUCGAAGUGGAGGUAAAUGUUGCGGGAUUCGCCAGUGUGGACCGCAAGCGCAGGGCGGGUGGCAGUGACAGACAAUCCUCGCGGAUCGCAACGAUGUUACGCUCGGUUUUCCAAUCGCAUAUUCACGCCUAUCUAUACCCACACAGUACUAUCAGCAUCCAUGUCUCCGUUCUUUCCGCUGACGGAUCUCUCCUUGCGGCCGCGCUUAACGCCUGUACCCUGGCCCUAGUUGACGCCGGUAUUCCCAUGCCUGGCCUUCUAUGUGGCUGCACAGCUGGAAUGAGUGGUAGCGCAUCUACUCCCAAGGAUCCACGACACGACGAGCUCGACCCGUUGCUCGAUUUGUCACUCCCGGAGGAGCAAGAGCUUCCAUACCUGACCGUAGGCACAACCACUUGUGUCCCCGUCGGUGAAAACAACAUGGAUGCGGACGAAGAGGAAAUGAAGGUGGCGCUAUUGACUAUGGACUCGAAGUUUCACUCCUCAUAUGUUGAGACGAUGCUAGCGGUGGGGAUUGAUGGAUGCAACCAGAUCCGUGAACUUCUGGAGGGCGUGAUCAAGGGGUCAAACCGAGCGUGA